Molecule: messenger RNA, 1021 nt
Organism: Trichoderma asperellum CBS 433.97
Lineage: Eukaryota; Fungi; Ascomycota; Sordariomycetes; Hypocreales; Hypocreaceae
Source: RefSeq, a predicted model, not a curated record
AUCCAUUUAUACUAAGGAAAAUACAUUACUAUUAUUCUUGUUUGAAAGCAAAUAUCAAGACUCACUCAUAAUAUACUAUUAUAUCCUGCUGCUUUGUUCGGAUACUGCCUUACACCGUCUGUACUGCAUUGAGUGACUAGAAUGGAGGAGAGUAUACACCAUACUGGUUGAUACACUUAUACACUCGUCAAGAUGGGUAUUAUAGCACGCAUGAAUCUCGAACCUAAUCCAGACCUUCCAAAGGGUCCUCCACGUCCAAGUCCGAGCUUAGUUUCUAGUGCUACUCCCACGGCUACCGACAUCAUAUCAAGUAUCACAAGAACCAUGGCGACAUCAUCAACAUCCUCUCCAACACCUACCAGCAAGAGCCAAGGAAUUGUUGGCAUUGCCGAGGGGGGCAACAGCGGAGAGAGGAUACUGCGAGGAUUCUUCAUCGGCAUGGCCCUUGGCAUCAUACUGAGCUUCAUGCUGUGCUGCUGGCUGCCGUGUCUCAGGAAAAGCAGAAGGACGCGGUUGCAGAGGAGGAACGAUAAUAUCCGGCGCAGACUCGUGAUUCUCGAGGACGAGGCCUGGGUGAACCAGAACUGGCCACAGAGGAGACCGUGGGAAGUUGGUCAGGACGAGAGAGGAAGUUAUGAGAGUCAUGAACCCAUGAGCCACGAGGAGGCAUAAAGGAUGGGCCUAGUGUUGUUGCUGUUUUAGGAUGCAUUUUUGCUAUUCAUCUUUUUUACUAUACAUAUUUGGAAAGCGGGCACAGUUAUACGGCGUCGGAUUAUGAUACAGGAUAUUCAGCCACCCAGGGGGAUUUGUCUGACAGGGAAAGCGAAUCGGGAUAUUACGUGUUAUGGGAUGGAGUUUUGAGGCGUUUUGGCUUUUGGGAUUUUGGAAUUGACAUGGGUUUCUUCUUGGUCUUGACUUUACGAGGAUGAAGUUGUAAGAGCUGACGAGUUUUAAUGACGAUAUGCACGCGGGCUGAAUCGCUUACAAAGAGAAGAAGCACACAAGAAUACUAUUAAUGCGC